Molecule: messenger RNA, 552 nt
Organism: Anneissia japonica
Lineage: Eukaryota; Metazoa; Echinodermata; Crinoidea; Comatulida; Comatulidae
Exons: 2
Coding region: 1-552 (183 amino acids)
Source: RefSeq, a predicted model, not a curated record
AUGCAGAGAGAACUGGAUGAAAACCAGUCAAGCGAACAAGCAGGAUUAAGGGCAGAUUUUUCAACAUCAGACCAUCUACAGGUCUUAAGUCAGCUUAUAGAGAAGUCAAAAGAGUAUAGCUUUCCCAUCAGUCUAUGCUUUGUGGACUAUGAAAAAGCAUUCGACAGCAUCAGUCAGCAAGAACUACUUCAAGUUCUUGAAAGGCAGAUCACAGAUAGCAAAUACAUUAACAUCAUUAGGGCUCUUAAUAAAAAAGCUUGUGCAAGAGUACACAUCGAUUUGAACAGUUCGACAGGAAUAUUUAAAAUACUGAAGACAGAAAGCAAUAAAGCUGGACUAAACAUCAGCAUCAGUAAAACCAAGGUUAUGUUCAGUAAAGAGGUAGUAGCAGGUAGUACCACAACACUAGAUGGAAUGACAAUUGAAAAUGUAGACUGUUAUGUAUACUUGGGCAAGAAGAUAAGGAUGGAGGAUGACACCACUGCAGAAGUUAAGAGAAGAAUACAGUUAGCAUGGGUAAAAUUUGGAAAAAAUUGGGUUCAUAUUUCGUGA